GUGCGGCGGUGCGGUGCAACCUCCCUGGCCGGCGAGAGUUCGGUUGAGAGGGUGCUGGAUGGUGGGUGAGUACCACUGAUGAGAGAGCGGGCAAAAGAAGAGACUAUUUUAGCACGCAUUACAGGACUAUUACAUUUAUCUACUGGAUACUGCUAAGCACCUGGGCAGGGUUUCUUCAUCUACUGUGUGUGGUGGCGUAGUGUGUUCUGCUUCUGGUUUCCAGCAGAAAUGUCACAGAGGAGUGGGCAGGAGGACCCGGAGCGGUACCUCUUUGUGGACCGUGCCGUGGUCUACAACCCGGCCGCACAGGCCGACUGGACUGCCAAGAGGCUAGUAUGGAUCCCAUCAGAACGCAAUGGCUUUGAGGCUGCCAGUAUUCGUGAGGAGCGUGGAGAUGAGGUGGUGGUGGAGCUGGCAGAGAAUGGGAAGAAGGCGGUGGUCAACAAGGAUGACAUCCAGAAGAUGAACCCGCCAAAGUUCAGCAAAGUAGAGGACAUGGCGGAACUCACCUGCCUAAACGAAGCCUCUGUGCUUUACAACCUCAAAGACCGCUACUACUCUGGCCUCAUCUAUACAUACUCUGGUCUCUUCUGUGUGGUCAUAAAUCCCUACAAAAACCUGCCUAUCUACUCAGAGAACAUCAUUGAGAUGUACAGGGGCAAAAAGAGGCAUGAAAUCCCCCCUCACAUCUAUGCUAUCUCAGAGUCUGCGUACAGAUGUAUGCUGCAAGAUCGAGAGGACCAAUCCAUUCUUUGCACAGGUGAGUCAGGAGCUGGCAAGACGGAAAACACAAAGAAGGUCAUUCAGUACCUGGCACACGUUGCCUCCUCCCACAAAGGAAGAAAAGACCACAACAUUCCUCCAGAAUCACCCAAACCAGUGAAACUACAGGCACAACAUGCUGUCAGUGGACCCCUGUUUUAUGGUGAAUUGGAACGUCAGCUUUUACAAGCCAACCCCAUCCUUGAAUCUUUUGGGAAUGCUAAGACAGUGAAAAAUGACAACUCAUCACGUUUUGGGAAAUUCAUCCGGAUCAACUUUGAUGUCAUAGGAUACAUUGUUGGAGCCAAUAUUGAAACCUACUUACUGGAGAAAUCCAGAGCUAUUCGUCAAGCCAAAGAUGAGCGCACCUUUCACAUUUUCUACCAGCUGCUGGCUGGAGCUGGAGAGCACCUCAAAUCGGACCUGCUUUUGGAAGGAUUCAACAGCUACCGUUUCCUGUCUAACGGUAACAUCACAAUCCCAGGUCAGCAGGACAAAGACAACUUCCAGGAGACCAUGGAGGCCAUGCACAUCAUGAGCUUUGGCCAUGAGGAGAUUCUGGCCAUGUUGAAGGUGGUGUCCUCAGUUCUUCAGUUUGGUAACAUUAACUUUAAGAAGGAGAGGAACUCUGACCAAGCUUCUAUGCCUGAUAAUACUGCUGCUCAGAAGCUGUGUCAUCUACUGGGUUUGAAUGUAAUGGAGUUUACCAGAGCCAUCCUGUCCCCAAGAAUCAAAGUGGGAAGAGACUAUGUCCAGAAAGCACAGACUAAAGAGCAGGCUGACUUUGCUGUCGAGGCCUUGGCCAAAGCGACAUAUGAGCGUCUGUUCCGCUGGCUGGUCCAUCGCAUUAACAAAGCUCUGGACAGAACCAAACGGCAGGGUGCCUCCUUCAUCGGCAUCCUGGACAUUGCGGGUUUUGAAAUUUUCCAGUUGAACUCAUUUGAGCAGAUGUGUAUCAACUACACCAACGAGAAGCUGCAGCAGCUCUUCAACCACACCAUGUUCAUCCUGGAGCAGGAGGAGUACCAGAGGGAGGGCAUCGAGUGGAGCUUCAUCGACUUUGGCCUUGACCUGCAGCCCUGCAUCGACCUCAUUGAGAGGCCGGCAAACCCUCCAGGAGUGUUGGCUCUUCUGGAUGAAGAAUGCUGGUUCCCCAAGGCCACGGACAAGACCUUUGUAGACAAGCUGAUCCAGGAGCAGGGCACACACACUAAGUUCCAGAAGCCCCGCCAGCUCAAAGAUAAGGCUGACUUCUGCAUCAUCCACUACGCUGGCAAGGUGGACUAUAAGGCAGAUGAGUGGCUAAUGAAGAACAUGGACCCCCUGAAUGACAAUGUGGCCACACUUCUGCAUCAGUCAACUGACAAAUUUGUGGGUGAACUUUGGAAAGAUGUCGACCGCAUCGUUGGCCUGGACCAGGUGGCAGGGAUGAACGAGACAGCCUUUGGCGCCACCUAUAAAACGAAAAAAGGCAUGUUUCGUACUGUUGGACAGCUCUACAAGGAGUCGCUUACCAAGCUCAUGGCCACACUGAGGAACACCAACCCCAACUUUGUCCGAUGCAUCAUUCCCAACCACGAAAAAAGAGCUGGUAAACUGGAGCCUCAUCUGGUUCUGGACCAGCUAAGGUGUAAUGGAGUCCUAGAGGGGAUUCGCAUCUGCAGACAGGGCUUCCCUAACCGCAUCGUUUUCCAGGAGUUCAGACAGAGAUAUGAGAUCCUGACACCUAACGCUAUCCCCAAGGGAUUCAUGGAUGGGAAACAAGCCUGUGAGAGAAUGAUCCAAGCCCUGGAGUUGGACCCCAACCUGUUCCGUAUUGGUCAGAGUAAGAUCUUCUUCAGAACUGGUGUUCUGGCUCACCUGGAAGAGGAGAGGGAUCUGAAGAUCACUGACAUCAUCAUCUACUUCCAGUCUGUUUGCCGUGGAUACUUGGCACGCAAGGCCUUUGCUAAGAAGCAGCAGCAGUUGAGUGCCCUAAAGGUCCUCCAGAGGAACUGCGCUGCCUAUUUGAAGCUGCGACACUGGCAGUGGUGGAGGCUCUUCACCAAGGUGAAGCCUCUGCUGCAGGUCACCAGGCAGGAGGAAGAGCUGCAAGCCAAAGAUGAGGAGCUGGUAAAGGUGAAGGAGAGACAGCUCAAGGUGGAGAAUGAGCUCGUGGAGAUGGAGAGGAAACACCAACAGCUCGUAGAGGAGAAGAAUAUUCUAGCAGAACAACUCCACGCGGAGACAGAGCUCUUUGCCGAGGCCGAAGAGAUGAGAGUUCGUCUGCUUUCUAGGAAGCAAGAGCUGGAGGAGAUCCUUCAUGACCUGGAGUCUAGAGUGGAAGAGGAGGAGGAGAGGAACCAGAGCCUGCAGAAUGAGAAGAAGAAGAUGCAGUCACACAUCCAGGACCUGGAGGAGCAGCUUGAUGAGGAGGAAGCUGCAAGACAGAAGCUGCAGCUAGAUAAAGUGACAGCUGAAGCGAAGAUCAAGAAAAUGGAGGAGGAUAUUCUCCUGUUGGAGGACCAAAACUCCAAGUUCCUUAAGGAGAAAAAGCUGCUGGAGGACAGGAUCGGCGAGAUGACCUCCCAGCUGACAGAGGAGGAGGAGAAAGCAAAGAACCUCGGCAAGGUCAAGAACAAGCAGGAGAUGAUGAUGGUUGACCUGGAGGAGCGUUUAAAGAAGGAGGAAAAAACGCGCCAGGAGCUGGAGAAGGCCAAACGCAAACUGGAUGCUGAGACGACAGACUUGCAGGACCAGAUUGUUGAGCUUCAGGCCCAGAUAGAGGAGCUGAAGUUCCAACUGACCAAGAAGGAGGAGGAGCUGCAGGCUGCUCUGGCCAGGAGUGAUGAGGAGACGCUCCAGAAGAACAACGCCUUGAAGCAGGUUCGGGAGCUACAGGCCCACCUAGCUGAGCUUCAGGAGGACCUGGAGUCGGAGAAGAUGUGUCGAAGUAAAGCUGAAAAACUUAAAAGGGACCUGAGUGAGGAGCUCGAGGCCCUGAAGACGGAGCUGGAGGACACGCUGGAUACCACCGCUGCCCAGCAGGAGCUCCGGUCCAAGCGAGAGCAAGAGGUGGCAGAGCUGAAGAAAGCCAUAGAUGAGGAGACCAAAAACCACGAGGCUCAGAUCCAGGAAAUGAGACAGAGGCAAGCCACAGCGCUGGAAGAACUGUCCGAACAGCUGGAACAGGCCAAGAGGUUCAAGUCCAACUUGGAGAAGAAUAAGCAGAGUCUGGAGAAUGAAAACAAAGAGUUGUCCUGUGAUGUGAAGACUCUGCAGCAGGCAAAGACAGAGUCCGAACAUAAGAGGAAAAAACUGGAGGCCCAGCUGCAGGAGUUUAUGGCCAGGGCCACCGAGGCUGAGAGGACCAAGGGAGAGCUGGCUGAACGCUCUCACAAACUCCAGACGGAGCUGGACAAUGCAUGCACUAUGCUUGAGGGUGCAGAGAAGAAGGGCCUCAAACUGGCCAAGGAAGUCGACAAACUGAACAGCAAACUGCAAGACUCAGAGGAGUUGCGACAGGAGGAGACGCGUCAGAAGCUGAACCUAAGCACCCAAAUCCGCCAGCUGGAGGUGGAUAGGAACACCUUGCUGGAGCAGCAGGAGGAGGAGGAGGAGGCACGACGCAACCUGGAGAAACAGCUGCAGAUGGUACAAUCUCAGAUGUUUGAGACAAAGAAGAAGCUAGAGGAGGACAUGGGAUCAAUGGAGGGCCUGGAGGAGGUGAAGAGAAAACUCCAGAAGGACGUGGAGCUGACCAGCCAGUGUCUGGAGGAGAAGACCAUGGCCAUGGACAAGAUGGAGAAGACCAAGAACCGACUGCAGCAGGAGCUGGAUGACCUGAUGGUGGACCUGGACCACCAGCGACAGAUAGUCUCAAACCUUGAAAAAAAACAAAAGAAGUUCGACCAGCUGCUCGCCGAAGAGAAGACCAUCUCAGCUCAGUAUGCUGAGGAGCGUGACCGUGCGGAGGCCGAGGCCAGAGAGAAGGACACCAAGGCUCUGUCUAUGGCCAGAGCUCUGGAGGAGGCCUUGGAGGCCAAAGAGGAACUGGAGAGGUUUAACAAGCAGCUCCGUGCUGAAAUGGAGGACCUGAUGAGCUCCAAGGAUGACGUUGGGAAGAAUGUCCAUGAACUGGAGAAGUCCAAGCGAACAUUGGAGCAACAGGUGGAGGAGAUGAGAACUCAGCUGGAGGAGCUGGAGGAUGAGCUGCAGGCCACGGAGGACGCCAAGCUGCGUCUGGAGGUCAACAUGCAGGCCAUGAAGGCCCAGUUUGACCGAGACCUGCAGGCCAGAGAUGAGCAGGGAGAGGAGAAGAAGAGGUCGCUUGUCAAACAGGUGCGUGAGAUGGAGGCAGAGUUGGAGGACGAGAGGAAGCAGAGAACUCUGGCUGUUGCCUCUAAGAAGAAGCUGGAGAUGGACCUGAACGAGCUGGAGGGACAGAUCGAAGCCGCCAACAAAGGCAGGGACGAGGCUGUUAAACAACUCCGAAAACUACAGGCUCAGAUGAAGGACUAUCAGAGGGAGCUGGAGGAGGCCAGAGCCUCCAGGGAUGAGAUCUUCACCCAGUCCAAGGAGAACGAGAAGAAACUCAAGGGCCUAGAAGCUGAAAUCCUACAGCUACAGGAGGACCACGCAGCGUCCGAGAGGGCCCGUCGACAUGCUGAACAGGAGAGGGAUGAGCUGGCUGAUGAGAUCUCCAACAGUGCUUCUGGAAAGUCGUCGCUGCUGGAAGAGAAGAGGAGGCUGGAGGCUCGUAUCGCCCAGCUGGAAGAGGAGCUGGAGGAGGAGCAGGGCAACAUGGAGCUGCUCAAUGACCGUUUCAGAAAGACCAACAUCCAGGUGGACAACCUGAACACAGAGUUGGCCGGAGAACGCAGCACUGCACAGAAGAGUGAGAACGCUCGGCAACAGAUGGAGAGGCAGAACAAGGAUUUGAAAGCCAAGCUGGCAGAGCUGGAGGGGACUGUCAAGUCAAAGUUUAAGGCAUCCAUCGCUGCCCUGGAGGCAAAGAUCCUGCAGAUGGAGGAUCAGCUGGAGCAGGAAGCAAAGGAGAGAGCAGCAGCCAACAAGAUCGUCCGUCGGACAGAGAAGAAGCUGAAGGAGGUGAUGAUGCAGGUGGAGGAUGAGCGUCGUCAUGCUGACCAGUACAAGGAGCAGAUGGAGAAAGCCAACUCUCGUAUGAAGCAGCUGAAGCGUCAGCUGGAGGAGGCGGAGGAGGAGGCCACCAGGGCCAACGCCACCCGCAGGAAGCUGCAGAGGGAGCUGGACGACGCCACCGAGGCCAGCGAGGGUCUCACCCGGGAGGUCAGCUCCCUCAAGAACCGCCUCAGGCGCGGUGGUCCGGUCAGCAGCUUCUCCUCCAGCCGUUCAGGCCGGCGCAACCUGAAUCUGGACGGUGCCUCCGGCGAUAUGUCAGACGACGACGCCGACAGCCGUGCCGGCGACUUCAACGAGACUCAAACUGCCAACGCCGAGUAAACACAGAGACCCUCUCAUUCCUCAUUCUUCCCCUCCCCUCGUCACUACCCACCUGUGACCUGUGCCCGGUUUUUCCCUUUAAAAAAAAACAAAACAAAAGAAUAAUAUCAUCCUAGGCGUCACCAUCGUCUAUAUUCAUUUCAAACCACUGACUGGACAGAAGAUUGGAGCGAUGAGCGUUUUUGGUAACGCUGGCCAGGUGCGCCUCACAGCCCUUUUUAUAUCGGUUAACACUGCAGGGAAAAUCCACCGCCCUCCCUGAAGCCAACCCUCCAGUACUGGAGAGCCACAGGGGCAAACGGACUAUUCUGCCUUACUCCAUUCUCCUCCGGCAAGCUGCUAGUCCUGGCUCAUCUCUCGGCCAUGUUUCAUCUCAUCACCCUGACGUAACACUCUCCCUCCUCCCAUCAGGCGUAAAGUUAUCUGCUCAGCUUAUUGAGAAAGUAUGCAUAGGUGCAAAGUGCUUUUUAUACAUAUGAAACUGUAGGUGGUGGCUGUGAAGCGUACACACAUCAAGUAACGUAUGUGAACGCGCCCCAUACUGGAAAUGCAGGACUACAAGGAAACGCGUUUCAGUCUUGUGUUGUUAUAAGUGUUCUGCUCACUAGUUGUGUAAAAGCCAUCUCAUACCCAACACACUCCCUUCUCUCAAAACCAGGGUCACUGUGGCCUUCGGACCGCCACACCGGCUGCUUUUGUUGCAUGAGUCUCCUUCGGAUGUACAGACCGUUUGUCAGCUUCUACACUACAGCACUCCAGGAACAACUAACAUAGCGGGACAUGCAAUAGAACACAGACUCUGAAUUGAAAGUGCAUUACUGUGGGAAAAAAAGAAGGUAUAAUUUUCUCCGUUGCUUCAUCUCAACAUUUAAUGAAGGAAAGCCUCGCUGGGUUUUAACUAGAAAUCUCUUGGCUCACAAGGUUAACGUUUUGUAUUGUUGACUAUUUAUCCUCUACUGUGUAUUGGCGUGAGCUGUGAACGAUGAUGCUGGAACAUGCACAUAACUGCACAGCAAGGUCUUUGAAUUUUUAACUUGAAACCAACGGGGGGAAAAGCUCUUACUUGAAGCACUAAAGUGACGCUCAGUCCAUGUUUUCAAUGUGACACUAAAUGGUUAAACAUGUUAUUUAAUUAGAAAUGCAGGCAGAUUGAAAAUAGUCAUGUUCUCACUACACUUAAGUGUUUGUGCCAAGCCCCCGUUUGAAUUAUCACUACAUUUGAGUCACAGCGAUGAAGCACCAGUUUUUCUGAAAAAUCCAGCCGACCUAUAAUAAACAAUUUAUUUUUUGAAAUCUGGCUGAAACAAAUAAUAUGCUGUUUGCUGCACAAUAAAAAAUAUGUUUUAACUUUUAAGGACUUCUCAUCCAUGCUGGCUGAUCAUCCAUGAACACCGUUUUUAACUCAUUUCACAAGUUACAACUCUAUUUCCUAAUUCAUAAUGGGAGACAUUAAACUAAAAUAAAAUUGUAAUAUUUUUCUUAUUUGUUCAUAUUCAUGUCACAUUUUAUUGUUUUAUAUUUUCAUACAAAUUAAAACCAUGGUCAUUUUCUUGUGAAGUACAAAAUAGGCAUGGAGACUUCUACAUUUCCGGUUACUUGGAUAGGAAUCUGGUUAAAAAAUCAAAACAAUCUCACCAGAAGGUCCAACAAGAGUACUGGAGCUGCAUCAAUUUGGAUCCUGUCCAUUGUCAAUCCGACAAUGUUACAGGAGUACUCCACAAAUGUAGCCUUUAUUUGAAGGACUUCUCAUCCACGCUAGCUAAAAGAACUGAAUCAUAAUUUGUGCAUUUUUUCACCAGACGGUUAGAAGUGUCGUUGGGAUUUUAGAAAUAGCUUCAGAAGAGCUGUUAAGGUGUUUUUCAGAGAUCGCUCUAUUCAUUUUUCAGCAAAAACUCUCAGCUCUGAGACUCAAAUGUAACAGUAAGAUGAUAGUGAACACACUGGGGCUGGUUUCUGUGUUAGAGUCUGACUCUUCAGUCUACUGACAGACCUGGUUAAGCACUUAGUAUUCACAGGUAACGGGUUAUCUGAAAAUAAGGUUUGGUUCUGUCCUUGCAAUUUUAGCCCAAGUUCCUUUACUAGUGUUUUUAGCAAAGUGAAGUAAGGUUCUGUUUGGAAAAACAGCAGCCACCUUAAAAGUUAAACCACUACAGUGUGAAAACGACAUGCCAGGGUGCCCAUAGCAAUCCUAUCAACUUGGUGGGUCAUGGGUCUGCAGAUUCGGAUGGUUGUCUACAGCAGAUUUAUUUGGGUUAGGGUUACCCUUCUAACCCUUCUCCUAAAUGUAAAAUGGUAUGUUUCUUUAAAAGUGCCUUAGACACUAUAUAAGAACAUAAGCAGCCAAUGACUUCAUUACAAAUGUGAAAAAGAGAUGAAACGGUACACCAAGGAGAUAUUCAACACGUUAUCUUUUUUUUUUUUUCCUUUUGUAUUAUUGCUGUGCUUCAUAUCAUAUCAGCUCUGUACCUCCGUGUUCAUAAUAACCUCCUAGCUAGAGUGUUGGGUCAAAAUCAGUAUUCCAGUAUUUUAACUCGGCUACAUGAGAAGCGGAGCCCUCUGCAGCUGCAUGUCCCAAAAUUAUUUUUGUAGUAAGAUGUAUCUGUGUAACCUAAUUCACAGGUGAAGCUUUGUACUGAAUUUAUUUUGGGAAAAGAUGCUCUGCACGGGAUUUCAUUUGGUUGGAAGCUUUAACAUCACAAGUAGUUAACUCAUAUUAUUCAUCUGUCUGUGGGCAACAAGGCAUUCAACUGCAAAUACUCCCAUCAUAUAAUUUCUUGUAUAGACCUACCUGUAUUUCUAGACAGUAAUUUUUUGUUUUGUUUGUUUUUGUAAAAGGAAAAUAAAAGCAUAUUCAUUGUA
Messenger RNA from Sander lucioperca (pikeperch), 9084 nucleotides. Its product is annotated as myosin-10-like. Bases 229 to 6225 code for a protein of 1998 amino acids. Lineage: Eukaryota; Metazoa; Chordata; Actinopteri; Perciformes; Percidae. Gene Ontology annotation, cellular component: myosin complex. The transcript is spliced from 45 exons. Gene Ontology annotation, molecular function: cytoskeletal motor activity; ATP binding; actin filament binding. The record is from RefSeq and is a predicted model, not a curated record.